Molecule: messenger RNA, 3818 nt
Organism: Girardinichthys multiradiatus
Lineage: Eukaryota; Metazoa; Chordata; Actinopteri; Cyprinodontiformes; Goodeidae
Gene: mfn2
Product: mitofusin 2
Exons: 19
Coding region: 400-2676 (758 amino acids)
Biological process (GO): mitochondrion localization; mitochondrial fusion
Cellular component (GO): mitochondrial outer membrane
Molecular function (GO): GTPase activity; GTP binding
Source: RefSeq, a predicted model, not a curated record
GGAGCUCCGUUUGAUACAGUGUCGGUAGCCGGAUUGGUUUCCAAGGAGAGAAGGGAUAGGGUGGAAAUACCAAGCUAACUGGAUCUGCGCUGAGCCAGUGUUGCUUUAACCGAACAACAUACUAGACAUUUAUAAUUUCACAAACUUACGCUGUUGAAAUUGGAGCCUGUAGUUCACAAAAACGUUUUACCCGAUGAGCCUGAGGUGGCAAGAAACUGACUCUUACUCUCUCUCACAGAUAGCUCAGACGGUCACACGCUAACCUUGGCGGCCCGGUUGCUUGCAAAGAUUUUAGCCCUUUUCGAGCCCAGGAUGCAAGGCGGUUGUUCCUGAGCAAAGACAUAGCCUACUCCAGUUUGCCAAGGCAUAAAGACUUGAUUGGAGGAUAAAUGCAGUGCCAUGUCUAUAUCUGUUUCAAGACCCACCACUUUCUCAUUUCAAUGCAAAAACAAAAAAAGACUAAUGGCUGAAAUAAAUGUAUCACCACUGAAGCAUUUUGUCACUGCAAAGAAGAAAAUCAAUGGGAUAUUUGAACAACUUGGGACCUACAUCAAGGAAAGUGCCACCUUUCUGGAAGAUACUUAUAAAAAUCAGCAGUUGAACCCAGUGGCCACUGAGGAGCAAGUCCAGGAAGUCUGCGGUUACCUCACCAAGGUGACAGGAAUAGGAGAGGUGCUUGCACGGCGGCAUAUGAAGGUGGUUUUCUUUGGAAGAACCAGUAAUGGCAAGAGUUCUGUGAUCAAUGCCAUGCUAUGUGAUAAAGUCCUGCCAUCUGGGAUUGGACACACAACCAACUGUUUUCUGAGGGUGGAGGGCACAGAUGGCAGUGAAGGCUUCCUCCUCACUGAAGGCUCUGAGGACCAAAAAAGCAUAAUGACAGUGAACCACCUGGCCCAUGCUCUACACCAGGAUGUGGACCUGGAUGCUGGCAGCCUAGUCUGUGUCAUGUGGCCUAAAGCAAAGUGUGCUCUGCUAAGAGAUGAUUUGGUGCUUUUGGACAGCCCAGGCAUUGAUGUCACCACUGAAUUGGACAGCUGGAUUGACAAGUUCUGUCUUGAUGCAGAUGUGUUUGUUCUGGUGGCAAACUCUGAGUCUACACUCAUGCAAACGGAGAAGUCCUUCUUUCAUAAGGUCAAUGAGCGUCUCUCCAGUCCUAAUAUUUUUAUUCUCAACAACCGCUGGGAUGCCUCUGCCUCAGAACCAGAAUAUAUGGAGGAGGUUCGCAGGCAGCACAUGGACCGCUGCACCCACUUUCUUGUGGAUGAGUUGGGUGUUGUUGACAGAGCCCAGGCCAGUGACCGCAUCUUCUUUGUCUCUGCCAAAGAAGUUCUUCAGGCUCGUGUGCAGAAGGCCCAAGGAAUGCCAGAAUCAGGUGGAGCUCUUGCCGAGGGAUUUCAAGCCAGAAUGUUUGAGUUCCAAAACUUUGAGAGACGAUUUGAAGAGUGCAUCUCUCAAUCUGCGGUGAAGACCAAAUUUGAGCAGCACACAGUAAGAGCUAAGCAAAUCUCUGAAGCUCUGCGGCGCAUUAUGGACUUGGUACACAUAGCUGCCCAAGAACAGAGACUCUACUGCGUAGAGACAAAAGAGGAUCGCCAACAGCGAUUGGAAUUUAUAGAGAAACAAUUGGACCUGUUAACCAUGGACUGCAAGGCCAAGAUUAAGAAGAUUACAGAGGAGGUGGAGAGACAGGUAACUAACACUAUGGCAGAGGAAAUCAGGAAGCUUCAUGUGUUAGUCGAUGACUUUCACAUGGACUUCCACGCUUCACCAGUGGUCCUCAAGGUCUACAAAAAUGAGCUCCAUCGUUACAUAGAGGAGGGCCUGGAUAGGACCAUGUCUGAAAGGUGCUCCAGCUCCGUCGCCUGUGCCGUGCAGUCCACACAAAUGGAGAUGACAGAGGGCCUGAAGCCUCUGCUGCCAAACUCUAUUAGAGAGCAGGUUGACAAACUUCGUCCUUGUCAGUAUUUCUGCCUCACAUAUGACCUGGCAUGUGACAAGCUUUGUAGUGACUUUCAAGAGGACAUCAGCUUCCACUUUUCUCUUGGAUGGACUAUGCUUGUCAACCGCUUCCUUGGGCCAAAGAACACACGACAUGCUCUCAUGGGCUAUAACGACCAGGUUCCACGGCCUAUGGCCUUAACACCAGUCAGCACCAGCAUGCCUCAAUUCUCACAAAGCUCACUGACUCAGGAAGAGCUGAUGGUCACCAUGGUGACAGGUCUUGCAUCCCUUACAUCACGUACUUCCAUGGGUGUCCUUGUGGUUGGUGGUGUGAUUUGGAAGGCAGUGGGAUGGCGCCUGAUCGCGUUAUCACUGGGUCUCUAUGGGCUUCUUUACAUCUAUGAGCGGCUCACAUGGACCACCAAAGCCAAAGAGAGAGCCUUCAAGCGACAGUAUGUGGAUUAUGCCAGUGAGAAGCUGCAGCUAAUUGUCAGUUACACUGGAUCCAACUGCAGCCAUCAAGUCCAGCAAGAGUUGACAAGUGUAUUUGCACAGCUGUGCCAGCAGGUAGACAUCACCCGUCAGAACCUUGAGGAUGAGGUCAAUGAAAUGAACGGGAAGAUCGAGCGUUUAGACAAUCUACAGAGCAAGGCUAAACUGCUACGGAAUAAGGCGGGCUGGUUGGACAGUGAACUCAACAUGUUCACCCAGCAGUACCUCCAGCAGAGAAAGUGACCAAGGUGGAGCUUCUUAUGAGACUGAACACCAUCAGGGGAACAUGUGAAAUGUUUGCUCGACACAUGUAACAUGGCUAAUUUGUGAUGUAAUUGUAAUGUUCUUUUCAGAAGAGGACGCAAACACAAGUUAACAGAGCGCUGUUGUAAUUGUGAUGUUUGUGUGGAGAUAAACUGUGUAGUAUGCAUGUCAAAAACUAUUUGAGUGACAACAGAAGUAAAUAUCCCUCUGUAAAUUUCUGUAUGUGUAUUCUUUAAUGUUCACAUAAGCAUAUUCAGUAAAUCUAAGGGAUUUAAAUGUGUUAUGUUUGUAGAAUAAGUCAUAUGUUAUUUGAAAACAUGAUACAUAAUUUGUUCUUGCUAUUCACUGUUAGCAUCUUAAAUUGUCAUGUUCUCAACCAAUGUGUGAAUGUCCAUGAUGCACAUCUGCUUUGCAGUCAUUCAGUUUAUUUUUCUAGCACUGAUUUAACAACAAACCUUUCAAGUAGGGCUGCACAAUAUAUCGCAAAUAUAUUGUCAUCGCAACAUCAAUGUGAGCAAUAUUCAUACUACAAAGGACUGUUUGGAGUGCAAUUAUUGUUGGAGAAGAUAUUCCAAGUGUCAUGAACGUGCAUUUUUCAUUCUUAUGUAAUAUUUAUUAGUUGGACAGAGUCUCUCUGCAGCAGAUGCUCAAAUCAGACACAAAUGACAUUGCACAAAAAUGCUAAAGGUCACAGAGUGAUGGAAGUGCAGAUGAGAAAGAGAGGAAAGAACAAAAGUGACAUGUAUCGCAGUUGUUAUUGUGAUCGCAAUAUUUAUCAUUAUCGCCAAAGAUUUCCCAAUAUUGUGCUGCCUUAGUUUCAAAGCACUUUACAAAACAAACAGAUGCCAUUUAAGUACAGAAAAAUACUUUCAACCUGACCAGUCAUACAGAUUCCAAGACAAGUACAUCAACUUCAAUAUGAUCAGUUAUAAAACGAUGCAUUAAAGUUUAUUUUCAUUAUUCAAAUAGGUAAACUUUUUUUUUUUCAAAGAAAACCUCUGAUGCAUGUGCAUUUAAAAACCAAUUGAUUCAGAACUAUAUCAAAUUCCAAUCUGUAUCUUAAUUUAUUGUUGAGCAAUGGGCUUUAUGUGUCACAGAUAAAUUUAAGAUGUGUGAUAUAA